AUGGCUUCUGUCGCUGCCAAUCGUCCCGUCGUAUCGGUGCUUUCCGUCGAAGGGGAGACUGCGACUGUCACGUCGCAGAUCGCGCUCCCCGCCGUGUUUACGGCCCCCAUUCGCCCUGAUGUGGUCAACUUUGUGCACACGAAUAUGGCCAAGAACCGGCGCCAGGCGUAUGGCGUAUCCCGUGAGGCCGGUCACCAGCACUCGGCUGAGUCGUGGGGUACUGGUCGUGCCGUGUCGCGUAUCCCGCGUAUCCAGGGCGGAGGUAACCAGAGCUCGGGUCAAGCUGCCUUCGGUAACAUGUGCCGUGGCGGUCGCAUGUUUGCACCCACCCGUAUCUGGCGCAAGUGGCACCGCAAAAUCAAUGUGAACCAGCGCCGCUUUGCAGUGGCUUCGGCUCUCGCUGCUUCAGCUGUACCGGCUCUGGUGAUGGCCCGUGGCCACCGCAUUGAAAAGGUUCCUGAAGUGCCGCUUGUGCUGGACGACUCUGUCGAGACAAUCCAGAAGACCACACAAGCUCUUAAGGUCCUGGCCAAGAUUGGUGCCGACGUGGAAGUGGAGAAGGUCAAGGCCUCCAAGAAGAUCACGACUGGUCGUGGCAAGUCCCGCAACCGUCGGUACACGAUGCGUCGUGGUCCUUUGAUCGUGUUUGCCAAUGCCAAUGGAGCUGAGAAGGCGUUCCGGAACAUUCCGGGCAUUGAACUUGUCAAUGUGGAACGGCUGAACCUGCUUCAGCUUGCUCCUGGUGGCCAUCUUGGCCGCUUUAUCAUCUGGACCAAGUCGGCAUUCCAGAAGCUUGAUGGUUUGUACGGCACGUACUCCAAGAAGUCGACGGCUAAGACUGGCUACCAGCUCCCGCGUCACUUGAUGAACAAUGCCAAUCUGGGACGUCUGAUCAACUCGGAUGAAAUCCAGUCGGUUGUGCGUGCUGGUACGUACACUAAGCACCGCCGUUUCCAGAAGAAGAACCCUCUCAAGAACCUGGGUGCAAUGGUCAAGCUCAACCCGUACACUUUGGUGGCUCGUCGUGCUGAACUUCGUGCUGAGGCGUUGCGAGCGGAGAAGAAGGCUGUGGCUGGCCAGAAGCGCAAGAACACGUGCAAGACGGACCCGAAGCGCAAGACUCAGUCGCGUGCUCUCUUUAUCAAGAACUCGGCGGAUUAA
Messenger RNA from Peronospora matthiolae, 1161 nucleotides. NCBI's taxonomy places the organism in Eukaryota, Oomycota, Peronosporomycetes, Peronosporales, Peronosporaceae. The record is from the annotation of a GenBank genome assembly.